Molecule: messenger RNA, 852 nt
Organism: Daphnia carinata
Lineage: Eukaryota; Metazoa; Arthropoda; Branchiopoda; Diplostraca; Daphniidae
Gene: Pym
Product: partner of Y14 and mago-like
Exons: 3
Coding region: 38-757 (239 amino acids)
Biological process (GO): exon-exon junction complex disassembly
Cellular component (GO): exon-exon junction complex; cytoplasm
Molecular function (GO): RNA binding
Source: RefSeq, a predicted model, not a curated record
UUUUCUUGAAUGAGAAGCUUAAUUUUAUAGGCGGUAGAUGACGCUAGAUUCUGUGCUACAUAAUUUCGCGCCAUCUAUUAUUCGAAUGUCUAAUGUUGUUAGUCUGUUUUUAAUGGCGGCUGCGGGGGAAUUUCAGCCCGUUAGGGAUGACACAACAGGUGAUUUAUUCUUACCCGCAUCACGACGGCCCGAUGGCACUUGGAGGAAACCGAGAAGGGUGAAGGAAGGUUAUGUCCCACAAGAAGAAGUCCCUGUCUAUGAAAGUAAGGGGAAACAAUGGGCUAAAUCCCAACCUACCUAUCCUGUGGGUAUGAGUCCUGCACUGAUUGCUGCCCAAGCAGCACAGAAUAAAUCUGGGAAAAGUGAACAACCUUUAAUACCAGGACUACCUCCAGCAGCCCAGCAGGCUGCCAAGAAAAAAAAAAAGAAAGCUAAACCAGAGACAGAAAUCAAAGAGGUAACAGGAAAACUUGCAGGUUUUACCAUCCAGGAACCAAACUUUGGUGUCCCAGCUCCUACUCGUGCACCUAAAGAGCCUAAACCUACUAUAGCCGAAACCACCUCAGAACCACCUAGUACUGCAGAUCCAGCCAAGAGGCUGAAAAACCUUAAGAAAAAGCUUAAGGAAAUCGAAGCCCUUGAAGCCAAAAUUAAAAGUGGUGAAUUGAAAAAUCCUGACAAAGACCAGACAGAGAAAAUCAAGCGAAAAAAGGAUGUUGUUAAAGAAAUUAAGGAAACCGAAAAACUAAUAAAGUGAUGUUCGAUAUUGGACAUGGCAAUUCUCAAGACACCUUUGUGCAAAGCCAAUUGUUGAUCAUUUUAUUAACAAGAAAUACACAAACACAACUCAAG